Messenger RNA from Bursaphelenchus xylophilus (pine wood nematode), 5132 nucleotides. The record is from the annotation of a GenBank genome assembly. NCBI's taxonomy places the organism in Eukaryota, Metazoa, Nematoda, Chromadorea, Rhabditida, Aphelenchoididae.
AUGGGCCAUAUCAAUUCGUAUUUGAGACCGGUGGAACGGGCAUUGCCCACAAAGGUGCUCAAGACACACAAUGGUGCUAUACAGGGUCUAGUCUACGUGUUCGAGGAUGGACGACAAGCCAGUGCCUAUAUGAGUAUUCCCUUUGCUCAACCACCGAUUGGGGAGUUGAGGUUUCAGGUGAGGAAAACCAUUUUUUUUGUAACUUGGCAAAGGGAUUUUAAAAAAUCAUCAUUCGUUGAAAAAAAAGCAUUUGAACGCCUUAGGGGGGCAAUAUAAGAUUGGCUUAAAAUUUUUCGUAUAAGGUGGGUUAAUUCAAUUUUCUCGGCCUCUAAAACGGUGAAUGAAUGGGUUGGCAAUUCGCCAAAAAAAGACACGAAAAACUUUUCGUCGGGGAACAAAUGGGGAUUGUUUGGAGCGAGAGAGUACGUUUUUGCGCGUCUUUUCUCUGUCUUCUCUGUGAAAUCAAGACAAAGCGUAAAAAACCGAUAGCGAAGAGUCUAUUCCGGUCACCAGACUCCUCGUUUUGACGUCCAAAAAAAGGAUAAAACUUGUGCUGAACGGUACAGUGUAGAAGAAAAAAGUGGCCGAAAAAAAUCGAAUUUACCUCGAACACACCUUGUAUGGAAGACUAAACUAAACUUAAAUUAUACCCUGAAAUCUUUAGCUAUAUUGCCUGAUGAAAGAACGGAUAUUACCCAUAACUUUUUUGCAUAUGAACAAAAUUUUUUUUUUGUAGAAACAGCGGUAUUCUAGCAGUCUAUCCUGAAAAUCUAACACCGAUAGUAACAAAAAACCCUCUUUUUUCAUUGAUUUUUAUACGAAUACCUCUAAAAAUCACCUUCAAAAAUCAAAUUUUCCAUUUCCAGAAACCCCAGCCUCCAUUGCCAUGGGAGGGGAUCCGAGACUGCACAAAACUCCCUCCUCGAUGUCCGCACUCGGACAUGAUUCACGAAAAAGUUUUUAUCCGAAUACCAAAGUCAGAGGACUGUCUUUAUCUCAACGUUUUCACACCGGGUCGGGUCGAGGAGCUCAGGGAGAAGUUGCCGGUCAUGGUGUUUGUUCAUGGUGGCGGAUAUACGAUACAUUCAUGCACACAUUACGGAGACAGCAAUAUUUGCAAGUAAGUGGAAGCGGUGCGACUUGUACUAGCUGCCUAUUUAGAUGCUUAUGCGUGAAGAAUGUGAUAGUAGUCACUUUCAAUUAUCGGACAGGUCUUCUCGGUUUCCUCUGCACGGGCGAUCAUCAUUCUCCCGGGAAUUACGGUUUCUGGGACAUGCACAAAGCCCUGGAAUGGGUCCGUGAUAACAUCGAGACGUUUGGCGGAGACCCAAACAAUGUCACCAUUUUUGGACAAAGUGCCGGAGGCUCAGCGGUCGAUUGUUUAGCUCUGUCGCCCCAUACUCAAGGCCUUUUCCAUCGAUAUAUUGCGAUGGCCGGAAAUGCGUACGCAACGUUCUCGAGGCAGCAUGCAAAGAGAAUGAGGGAGGAGUGGCUUUAUUUUGCGACAACAAUGAAUGGAUUCAAAUACGAUGAGAAAGCGACGGAUGAGGAGAUCAACGAGCAGUUGGUCAAGUUUUUGAGGUGGGUUGCUAUUUUUGUUUAACAAGGGAGUACCGCAAGUGCGACCCUCAGAUUUUCUUUGAAUUUGGCACACACUUUGGGCAUAGACCAAAUAUGAAUUCAUGAAAGUUUUAGCUCUCCCUUUGAAAGCGCCGCCGAGAUAUUGAACGACCUUUGCGGCCGAAAGAACAUGCGAAACUCGGAGAGCGUUCGCAGCGAAAAACACUUUUUGGCCAUAACUUUGCUAGUGCCUUGCAGAAAUAAUUAUUUUUUUGUGGAAACAAGACUUUUUACAGUAGAAAUAGGGAAAUAGGCAUAACAUUUUUUGUGCCAAAAUUCGACAAAGAAUCUCAAAAUUUUCUCCACUUUUGAUAUAAAAAUCUCCGUGCUUUCUGCAUUGUGCCAGCUAGGAUUCUCGCAUAUAUUGUAGAAAAAAUUAUUCUAAAUUUGCGUUAAGUUUCAUUAAAAUCUGAGCGUCGCAUUUGGGGUACUUCUUCAGUAAGAGUGAAGUGCUUGAUGACUAUAAUUAAAUUUGUCUGCAUAGCGUAUUAGGGUAACGUGUCAUUUCCUAAAAAUUUUAGCUUGGGCUUGCAAAGCAACCGUUUUAUUAAACUAUAGUUUUGAAGACGACAAAAAGACAGCGUUUCGGCCACAACUUGGCAAAUUUUCCACAGAAAAUCUCGAUUUUUUUGUCGAACAAAUCACACGCACAUACAUAAGCUUACUACGGAACUGGGACGAUUGGGGAAAAGGACGAUUGGGGAAAGGGACGAUUGGGGAAAAAGACGAUUGGGGAAAAGUACGAUUGGGGAAACCGAAAAGUAUUAUUUUUCUUCGAUGCAAAUGUCGAAAUUAGGAUAAUCGAGGGUGCUCAUUUCGAAAAUGACAUUCUUUUUUUUGAUUCUUACUUUUUUUCUUAAGUAGUACUGUUAAGUACUAAUUUUUUAAAAAUUUUCGAAAAAUACUGGAUUUAGGGGAUUUCGAAGGUGCUGGUUUCGAAAAUCAUGUUCAUUUUUCCUCUAGUAUUAUAUAGUACUAUUCUGAUACUAUAUAGUACGAGGUCAAAAUAUGGCUUUUGACGUUAAUGGUGUUGUUUUGAUGCUUAGUACUCUUCAAAAACACGUUUUAAAGACUUGGUGCUAUAUAGUACUACCUGAUACUAUGUAGUACGAGGUGUAAAGUUGGCCUUUAGGCGUUCGUGGUGUUGUUCUGGUGCUUAGUACGCCUAUUUUUACUUCGUACUACAUAGUAUCAGACAGUACUGUAUAGCACCAAGUCUUAAAAACGUAUUUUUGAAGAGUACUAAGCAUCAAAACAACACCAUUAACGUCAAAAGCCAUAUUUUCACUUCGUACUAUAUAGUAUCAGAAUAGUACUAUGUAGUACUAGAGGAAAAAUUUACAUGAUUUUCGAAAUCAGCACCCUCGAAAACCCCUAAAUCGAGUAUUUAUGAAAAAAAAUCAAAAAUUACUACUUUACAGUACUACUUAAGGAAAAAAGUAAGAAUCAAAAAAAUGAAUGUCAUUUUCGAAAUGAGCACCCUCGAUUAUCCUAACUUCGACAUUUGCAUGGAAGAAAAAUAACACUUUUCGGUUUCCCCAAUCGUACUUUUCCCCAAUCGUCUUUUUCCCCAAUCGUCCCUUUCCCCAAUCGUCUUUUUCCCCAAUCGUCCAACUCCGGCUUACUACAAAAAUUCUCAAUUAUUUUUUUAAAACAAUCCAGGAUGAUAAAAAUGAUGACUAAAUUUCUCUUUUUUCAGGGCCCUUCCGGCAUCCAAACUCGAGCUAAGCCUAUUACCAUCAAGGAAAUUGAGGAUCAACAAGGACGGUCGGAUUCAUGUGUGUCCAGUUGUUGAUGGAGACUUUUUCCCCAAAGAAUUCCUCGAAUUACGGAAAGAAAUGCCAAAGAAACAGGUCAUAACCGGAGUCACAAAAUGGGAAAGUCUUUUAUUUGGUGAGUUCAAAAUUGAAAAGAGAUUUACAAAACUUUUUUUCCAUUUUUCACCCAAAAAAUCUCAUUUUCAGUAAUCGCCAAACAGAUCAACCAUUCGCUCAAAGAUUUCGCCACCAUGGUGCUGGAUCAAACCUUGAGCAAGUACAAGCUGGAUCAGCCCAAACAAGAGCUGAUUGACAAGGCAUUUGCCACGUUUUUGGAUGAGACAAAGUCCCCCAAGUCCUUGGAAUACAAAGAGCAGAUCAUCAAGCUCUGCUCGGAUGUGAUGUUCAACAACAGCACGAUACAUUUGGCUGAGUCGAUGGUGAAGUUGGGACAUGACGUUUACUUGUACACAUUUGAUUAUCAUCGGCCAAGUGUUGGGGGUCUAUUGGGUCAUCUUUUCCCUUUCAAAGGUGAGAUUUUUUGAUAACUUUAUUGGGUUAUAAUUAUUGAGGGUCUACCCUUGGAAUUUCUUUAAAUUUUGAGUGCAUGGUUUACCUGAGGCACCUGCCAAAUUUUCCCAAUUGUAGCUGUUUCAAAGCAGAGGCAGGAAUUUUAAAGAAAAGAUUUUCUGGCCAUAAAUUUGUCAAUUUAUUUUGAAAGGUUGAUCUCUCACCGGGAAAAAAAGCGGAAAAAUCUCCGUUGCUUCUGCAAAACGCGAAUUAGGAAUUGUCGAUCUGCCAUUGGGUAUUCUUGCGGCGCUACGACUUUUCGGGUCAACAACAAUUCAGGGGGUACUUUGGGCUACCUCAAUUUGUCGUUUUGCGCAUCGGGGAGGCUAAGAGAAGGCUUAGUUAACAUGAUAAGGUCAAAAGUCCAAGAAUAGUCUAUCACGUAUUUUGAGGUAUUUCACAUGCACUCACAUCAAUAAUAUCUAGAUAAAAGUUACGGAUCCUCAUUCUUUGCCGCAAAUUUUGGUUUGUUAUAUGUUACAAUAACCCAGGGUUAAGAAAACGAAGGUUAGCAAUAGCUAAAAUUAGAAAAAGUGUUCAUAUUGAAAGUCUUCGCCGACCGUUCGCCGAGCGAGACAUGGAAAAGCAGCAUCCAACUGCUUUUCCAUGUCUCGUAGGCACCUCUUCCAAUCUUUUUUGGGUCUCCGUCUGUUCUAUCGAUUGAUUUUCUGUUGACCCGAACUGUCGUCGACCCGAAAAAUCGAGAUUCGACUCUAGCCUGUAUUUUUUCCAAAUUGUUUUCAAAUCUAUAACCUUACUUUCGCAGGAGCCACCCAUAGCACCGAACUCGCUUAUUUGUUUGGAAAAUGCAUUGUCUCCACGCAUUUCACUCCAUCCGCCGAAGAUUUGAUUGUAAUGGACCACUUCACCAAUCUUUUUGCCAACUUUGCCCGUUAUGGAGACCCGAAUGGGCGUGGCGAAAAGAAAUGGAUUCCAAUUUCGCCGGACAACGUGACUCGGAAUUAUGUGAUCGACCUGGAAGAGUGUGUAAUGAAACCCGAAUUUUGCGAGAACAGGUAUCUGAAGUGGGCCGAGAUUUGGCCAGAUUUGAAUGAAAUGCCAACUAUUGAGGAGGGAGAGGAGUUUGAGACGAUUGAUGCGCCAGUAUCGGAUAUUGAAGCGAUUGAACAGGAGCUAGUGCAGGAUGACAAAGCAUUCAGGAAUGGCGACGCAAAGAAAAAUUGA